GUUCUACUACUGCUAAUUCUUUAUGCUUGUAGUUCUUACAAGGUUGAAAAUAUCUAAAUCUUCACGAACUGGGGAACGAUUGAAGACAUUGGGCACUGCACCAUUUUCUACUUCUGUAUGCUGUUGAGGGUUUGUGAAAUAAAGCUUUAAAUAUUAUUCUUUACUUGAUCUAAGAAAGGGAUAUACUGAUGGUUAAGGGGAUAAGACUUUUCCCUCUAUAAACUGAACAUUUUUCAAGUAUAUACUUUUAUAUGCUGCAGGUGAUUUUUAAACCAUUUUUAUUUAAUGCAUUCAUGAAUUUUGACCUAAAUGAAAUGAUUUUGUUUCUUGUGCACAAAAUUAUGCUGAGAAACAUGUUGAAGGCUAUAUAGAUUAUGCAAUUUUUAUAUAAAAACAUUUCCAAUUAACUCUUUUGUUAUUCUUUAUACGAAAAGCAUUGCUUGUAGUUUUGCUUUGUGAUGACUGAUGCCUCAUAAUGUUUAACAAGUUUGGUCGUCCUUGUUUUGUCUACCGUUCUACUUAUUACUUAUUAUUGUUGUUUGUUUUCUUAAGGAGAUUUCGUCCAUUAAUUAGAGAACAAGAAGGAGUUUUGUUGAGUAUAAAAUUUCAAGUCAAUCACAUAUUUUUUUUGUCUUAUUUAAGCUUCUAUCGCGUAGAUACAUUUUUUUUUUUUUUUGAGGCAUUUAGAAGAAAUCAACUGAUGUGGAUCUUGAAUUGAAAUGAACUUCCUUAAUUCUCGUGUGUAAGCACAAACAUCUCACAUGGAUGUGUUGGAAUUAAUUCUCUUUGUUGGUUCAAGCUAAGAUUCUUGAAGACUUAUACUAUGUAUUCUUUCUUGAGUGAUGACUGAGAAUAAUUCCAGAAUGGUAGCUUCUUUGCUUCUUAUUUCUCCUCCACCGAAACCACUUCUUUCUCUUUUGUUUUCUUUUUCUCCUUAGGUUGAUGGCAAUUAAUGAUGAAAGGGAUCGAUGCGAGAGUGAUACUGCUUGUAAUUUGCUAAGAAAGGCCAAGUUGGAAGACAAGCUCGAAAGAUCAAGAACACACAAAAAUUGUACUACGAGUUGGGUUUCUCAUUUCAUCUAUAAUAGCUGUCUGCCUCGAUGUUUUGUUCUUCUACAUCUACAACAUAGACGAUCAGAAAAAUUGCAUCGUCGUAGACAGAAAAAUAAAGAACGUGGCCCUUGGGGCCAGGUCGGUAACGGACUUCAUCCUUCUACUCGAAGUCGCCUACAAGGUCUGCCCAAGUUCAAUACUUGAGUUAUGUCCCAAUUCUAAAACGAAUGCGGCUACUCUGACUUUCUUCGGACGUCUUGCUGAUGUUAGCAAAAGGGUUCCAUGGAUGGAUGUCCUUGUCGACUUUUUGGCUUUGCUUCCCCUUCCACAGGUUCUUCUUCAAUAGUUUAUGUGAUUCUUAUACUCGUAACACUUUUGAUCUUCACUUCUAGUUAAUUUGUCUAGAACAUUCAGUUUUGUCAUUGACUCUUAAGAUUUAUAUAGAAGAGAUACAAUUCAAAUCUUAAGAUUUAUUAGAUAACAUGAAGUUCCAUCUCAUCGCUUGAUUUAGCACAAGGGGAGAAGUAUGCAUCUUUUUAAUAUUCUAAUUUCUAGCAUCUAUUGAUUUUGGAAUAUGGGGUUCUUGAGAGGAAUAUUCAUUUCUCGAUUCUUCUGUUCAAUAGACAUAAAAUUUAAAUCCGUUGAGUCUUCAUGACAACCAUAUCGCGGUAUGAGUCUCUCAACGAGAGAGUUUAUCAUUAAUAGAUUUUAUUAUAUUUGCAUUUUUAGAAAUGUUGUUAUAUGCUUAAUUAUUAUAUUUCAUGCAAUUUCCAAACAUAAAUAAAAAUAAAGGCAUGGGCUAAAAUAGAAGGUUUACAGCAAAAUAAACUUAAGUCAAGCCACACCUAACUAAUUUUCAACAAAAAUGAUGUAAAUGAUCACAAAAAGUACCUUCAAACUUCAAUUCUUAACAUUGACAACAGGAAAUGUGCAGAUUAUCCUUGGGGGAGUCUUUACAAAUAGGAAAGGUAUCACAUAUUUCGAAAACAAGUGGCGAUUGAUCUUUCUGCCUCUCUUCCAAUUUGUCCCAAGAAUCAUUCGAAUCUUUGUGCUAUGUAAGAAGCUUUCCAGGAGUGUCGCUUCUAAUGACAUAACAGGAACUUGGCAGUUCAGAGGCAUAUUCAAUUUCGUCCUCUUCAUUUUUGCCAGUCACGUGGUCGGAGGAUUUUGGUACUGCUUCUCAAUUUUAACAGAAUUGAAUUGUUGGCGAAGUGCCUGCGAAUUUAACGGUGGAUGCAGGGUGAAUUCAUUUUCUUGUGAGGAUAUCACGGGCAAUGAACAGUUUGUUGAUAAGUAUUGCCUUAUCAAUCCGCCCAUAUUCGAUUUUGGUUUAUUUCUUAACGCCCAUCAAUCUGGUAUCACGAGGGUAAAUGAUUUUCCUGCAAAGUUAUUAUACUGCUUCUCUUGGGGACUACGUGCAUUAAGCUCAUUUGGGUCAAACCUGACUCCAAGUAGUCAUUCAUCUGAAAACAUCUUUGCGGCUCUCAUUACCAUUUUUGGGAUACUUCUAGUUGUUUAUCUUAUCGGCAACUUGCAGUCCUCAACUUUAAGAUCAGAGGAGAAACGGAGGACGAUGCAAAAGAAAGAUGUUGAAAUAGAUUUAUGGAUAGAUUAUUAUAACUUCCAGAAAAAGAAGGAAAUCAAGGAGUUUGUGAGAGACAAGUUUGAGUGGAAAAAUGAUGUCAAUUUGAAAACUCUACUCGAUGUGUUUCCGUCUCCAUUCAUUGAGGAGAUAAAGAAAGAACUUUGUUGGGAUAUCCUAAAAAGGGUUCCCAUGCUUAAAGAAUUUGAAGAGGAGAAGUUAAAAGAGAUGAUGAAGGAUAUGAAGCCAAUGGUUUUUGGAGAGCAGAGCUAUAUUAUUCGAGAGGGGGAGCCUGUUGAGCAGAUGCUAUUGUUCACAAAAGGUAUGGGAUUGACAUUUAGCAAGAGCACUGGAACUAGAACAACGAUGAACGCUUUUGGAAAAGGUGAUUUGUUUGGGGAGCAGCUACUAAAUUGGGCAGCGGGAAAUCUUCUUGUAUCUGAAAUUCCUUUGUCCAAAUGUACUCUCAAGGCACAUACCCAAAUGGAAGCCUUUGCUCUUAAGGCUAUCGAUCCACAAUAUCAUACCAAAUGGGACACAAAUACGUAUAGGUUAAGUUAAAGUUUAAUCUUCCUUGAACUUUAUGUUUGUGUUCCUAUUUUAUAAACUCGUUUUUUUUUCUUUCUCUUUUGUAAAGGCAUAAAUUCAUUUCAAUUGUUUGGAAAGAAAAUUUAAUAUAGAAUUAUAGAACUAUUUUCAUAAAUAUAUAUACUAUUUGAAAUGAGUUAUGGAGAGAAA
This is a messenger RNA of Cucumis melo (muskmelon), 3373 nucleotides long. RefSeq names its product cyclic nucleotide-gated ion channel 1-like. The transcript is spliced from 6 exons. The record is from RefSeq and is a predicted model, not a curated record. NCBI's taxonomy places the organism in Eukaryota, Viridiplantae, Streptophyta, Magnoliopsida, Cucurbitales, Cucurbitaceae. Bases 1928 to 3196 code for a protein of 422 amino acids.